UGCCACUGAACAGACUGGAAUGCACUGGAACACGGAAGCCUAUGCGGGGAUACAUUGUAGCGCUGAGCCCUUCCGCUGUAACAUUGUAGCGCUGAGCCGCUCAUACACUGUAGCGCUGUAACUUCAGGCUGUGCCGCAAACUGAGUGCGCUAUUCUCUCUCUAAUCUGGAAACUCUGUCGCUUUUGGACCAGGGAUUGCAUUGACGGAUUAUCUUCACCUUUCUCUAAGGGAUUUAUAGAUUUUUGCCUUGGGACCUUUAUCCUCCCCUUGUCCUGGGACAGGGACCUUCAUCAGGAUCUAUGUUCCUAUAGUGAGACUGCAGGAAAAUGGAUCGGAUAGGACUGGCUGUGCUGCUCUGCUCCCUGCCUGUCCUCACACAAGGUCUUCGAUGCACUCAGACUGCAGAAAUGUGCCUGAACGGUGGGAGGUGCGAAAUGACCCCUGGUGGAACUGGGGUGUGCCUAUGCGGUAAUUUGUAUUUCGGUGAAAGGUGCCAGUUCCCCAAUCCCUGCACCAUAAAGAAUCAGUGUAUGAACUUUGGAACCUGCGAGCCUGUGCUACAGGGGAACGCCAUAGACUUCAUCUGCCACUGCCCCGUGGGUUUCACCGACAAAGUGUGCCUGACUCCCGUGGAUAACGCCUGCGUCAACAACCCGUGCCGGAAUGGAGGAACCUGUGAACUUUUGAAUAGCGUGACUGAAUACAAAUGCAGGUGUCCCCCAGGAUGGACAGGGGAUUCGUGCCAGCAGGCAGAUCCAUGUGCCUCUAAUCCAUGUGCCAAUGGUGGGAAGUGUUUGCCCUUUGAGAUCCAGUAUAUCUGCAAGUGUCCCCCUGGAUUCCAUGGAGCUACCUGCAAGCAGGACAUUAAUGAGUGCAGCCAAAAUCCCUGCAAGAAUGGCGGCCAGUGCAUCAAUGAGUUUGGAUCAUACCGCUGCACCUGUCAGAACAGGUUUACUGGAAGAAACUGUGAUGAGCCAUAUGUCCCCUGCAACCCAUCGCCGUGCUUGAAUGGAGGGACCUGCCGCCAAACUGAUGACACCUCCUAUGAUUGCACUUGUCUUCCAGGCUUUAGUGGACAAAAUUGUGAAGAGAACAUUGACGACUGCCCGAGCAACAACUGCCGCAAUGGUGGGACCUGUGUGGAUGGAGUCAACACCUAUAACUGCCAGUGUCCACCUGACUGGACAGGCCAAUACUGCACGGAGGAUGUGGACGAAUGCCAACUGAUGCCAAACGCUUGCCAAAAUGGGGGAACCUGCCACAACACCUACGGUGGAUACAACUGUGUUUGUGUCAACGGCUGGACCGGAGAGGACUGCAGCGAGAACAUUGACGAUUGUGCCAACGCCGCCUGCCAUAGUGGUGCCACCUGUCAUGAUCGCGUGGCGUCUUUCUACUGCGAGUGCCCACACGGCCGGACAGGUCUCCUUUGCCACCUGGAUAAUGCCUGUAUCAGCAAUCCCUGCAACGAAGGCUCCAACUGUGACACCAACCCAGUCAACGGGAAAGCCAUUUGCACCUGCCCACCUGGGUACACUGGUCCUGCUUGCAACAAUGAUGUGGAUGAGUGCUCUCUGGGUGCCAAUCCAUGUGAGCAUGGUGGGAGAUGUACCAACACCCUGGGUUCCUUCCAGUGCAACUGCCCCCAGGGAUAUGCAGGACCCCGCUGCGAGAUUGAUGUCAAUGAAUGUCUUUCCAACCCGUGCCAAAAUGAUGCCACAUGCCUGGACCAGAUUGGAGAGUUUCAGUGUAUAUGUAUGCCAGGUUACGAAGGCCUUUACUGUGAAACCAACAUAGAUGAAUGUGCCAGCAACCCCUGCCUACAUAAUGGCAAGUGCAUUGAUAAAAUCAACGAGUUCCGCUGCGACUGUCCCACAGGCUUCAGUGGAAACCUCUGCCAGCAUGACUUUGAUGAGUGUACCAGCACUCCGUGCAAAAAUGGAGCCAAAUGCUUGGAUGGUCCAAAUUCUUACACCUGCCAAUGUACAGAAGGUUUCACCGGGCGCCACUGCGAACAAGACAUCAAUGAAUGCAUUCCUGAUCCGUGCCACUACGGCACCUGCAAAGACGGCAUUGCUACCUUCACAUGCCUGUGCCGGCCUGGGUACACGGGGCGUCUGUGUGAUAAUGACAUCAAUGAGUGCCUGAGCAAGCCGUGCCUAAACGGGGGGCAGUGUACAGACCGAGAGAAUGGAUACAUAUGCACUUGUCCCAAAGGAACCACAGGGGUGAAUUGCGAAACCAAUAUAGAUGACUGUGCCAGUAACCUGUGCGAUAAUGGAAAGUGCAUUGACAAGAUUGAUGGCUACGAGUGCACCUGCGAGCCUGGUUACACAGGCAAGUUGUGCAAUAUUAACAUUAACGAAUGUGACAGCAAUCCAUGCCGCAAUGGAGGGACUUGCAAAGACCAGAUCAAUGGCUUCACAUGUGUGUGCCCAGAUGGCUACCAUGACCACAUGUGCCUGUCUGAAGUAAAUGAAUGCAACAGCAAUCCAUGUAUCCACGGGGCGUGCCAUGAUGGAGUCAAUGGGUAUAAAUGUGACUGUGAAGCAGGAUGGAGCGGUAGCAAUUGUGACAUCAAUAACAAUGAGUGUGAAUCCAACCCGUGUAUGAAUGGUGGUACCUGCAAAGACAUGACCGGAGCAUAUAUCUGUACUUGCAAAGCAGGAUUUAGUGGGCCAAACUGCCAAACUAACAUCAACGAAUGUUCCUCUAACCCCUGCUUGAACCAUGGAACGUGUAUUGAUGAUGUUGCUGGUUACAAAUGCAACUGCAUGUUACCUUAUACAGGUGCCAUUUGUGAGGCAGUUUUGGCUCCGUGUGCAGGCAGUCCUUGUAAAAAUGGUGGCAGAUGUAAAGAAUCAGAAGACUUUGAAACCUUCUCUUGUGAAUGUCCACCCGGGUGGCAAGGGCAAACAUGUGAGAUUGACAUGAAUGAAUGCGUAAAUCGCCCUUGCCGUAACGGUGCAACGUGUCAAAACACCAAUGGCAGCUACAAGUGCAACUGCAAACCUGGUUACACUGGGCGGAACUGCGAGAUGGACAUUGAUGACUGCCAACCAAAUCCUUGUCACAAUGGAGGAUCCUGUUCUGACGGCAUUAAUAUGUUUUUCUGUAACUGCCCGGCCGGGUUCCGGGGGCCUAAGUGCGAAGAGGACAUUAACGAGUGUGCCAGUAACCCGUGCAAAAAUGGAGCCAACUGCACUGAUUGUGUAAACAGCUACACAUGCACCUGCCAGCCUGGAUUUAGUGGCAUCCACUGUGAAAGCAACACCCCUGACUGCACCGAGAGCUCGUGCUUUAAUGGUGGCACCUGCAUUGAUGGGAUCAAUACGUUUACAUGCCAGUGCCCACCUGGAUUUACCGGAAGCUACUGCCAACAUGAUAUCAAUGAAUGUGACUCCAAGCCUUGUUUGAACGGAGGCACCUGCCAGGACAGUUACGGGACAUACAAGUGCACCUGUCCGCAAGGAUACACUGGGCUGAACUGCCAGAACCUGGUGCGUUGGUGUGACUCUUCUCCCUGUAAAAAUGGAGGAAAGUGCUGGCAGACAAACAACUUUUAUCGUUGUGAGUGCAAGAGUGGCUGGACUGGUGUUUACUGUGAUGUCCCCAGUGUCUCCUGCGAGGUUGCUGCUAAGCAGCAAGGUGUGGAUAUCGUUCAUCUGUGUCGCAAUUCUGGCAUGUGUGUGGACACUGGAAACACACAUUUCUGCCGCUGUCAGGCUGGCUACACAGGCAGUUACUGCGAGGAACAGGUGGACGAAUGCUCGCCGAAUCCUUGUCAGAACGGUGCCACAUGCACAGACUACUUAGGUGGCUACUCUUGCGAGUGUGUUGCCGGCUACCAUGGAGUAAACUGCUCCGAGGAGAUCAAUGAGUGUUUGUCCCACCCGUGCCAGAAUGGAGGAACCUGUAUUGAUCUCAUUAACACCUACAAAUGCUCCUGCCCCAGAGGAACUCAAGGUGUGCACUGUGAAAUUAAUGUGGAUGAUUGCACGCCCUUCUACGACUCCUUCACCUUGGAACCCAAAUGCUUCAACAAUGGCAAAUGUAUAGACCGCGUGGGUGGCUAUAACUGCAUCUGCCCUCCAGGCUUUGUAGGGGAACGCUGUGAAGGCGAUGUGAACGAGUGCCUGUCUAAUCCCUGUGACUCCCGUGGCACCCAGAACUGCAUUCAACUGGUGAAUGAUUACCGGUGUGAGUGCCGGCAGGGAUUCACAGGAAGGCGCUGUGAAUCUGUUGUGGAUGGUUGUAAGGGAAUGCCCUGCCGAAACGGUGGAACAUGUGCUGUCGCCAGCAAUACAGAACGUGGAUUUAUUUGCAAAUGCCCUCCUGGGUUUGACGGAGCCACUUGCGAGUAUGAUUCACGAACCUGCAGCAACCUUCGCUGCCAGAAUGGCGGCACUUGCAUUUCGGUGCUGACGAGUUCCAAAUGCGUGUGCUCGGAAGGCUAUACUGGCGCCACAUGUCAGUACCCUGUUAUCAGUCCUUGUGCUUCCCACCCUUGUUACAAUGGAGGAACCUGCCAGUUCUUUGCUGAGGAACCUUUCUUCCAGUGCUUCUGUCCAAAAAACUUUAACGGGCUCUUCUGCCAUAUCUUGGAUUAUGAGUUUCCCGGGGGACUAGGCAAGAAUAUUACUCCUCCUGAUAAUGACGAUAUCUGCGAAAACGAGCAGUGCUCUGAGCUGGCUGACAACAAAGUCUGCAACGCCAACUGCAACAACCAUGCUUGCGGAUGGGAUGGAGGAGACUGCUCUCUCAACUUCAAUGACCCAUGGAAGAACUGCACCCAGUCGCUGCAGUGCUGGAAAUAUUUCAAUGAUGGCAAAUGCGAUUCUCAGUGCAACAACACUGGGUGUCUGUACGACGGGUUUGACUGCCAGAAAGUUGAGGUUCAGUGCAACCCUUUGUAUGACCAGUACUGCAAGGAUCACUUUCAAGAUGGCCACUGCGACCAAGGCUGUAACAAUGCAGAGUGCGAAUGGGAUGGCCUGGACUGCGCCAACAUGCCAGAGAACCUGGCUGAAGGCACCCUGGUGUUGGUCGUCCUCAUGCCCCCUGAAAGGCUUAAGAACAACUCUGUCAAUUUCCUCCGUGAGCUGAGCCGAGUGCUCCACACAAAUGUGGUGUUCAAGAAAGACAGCAAAGGCGAAUACAAGAUCUACCCUUACUAUGGCAAUGAGGAAGAACUUAAAAAACAUCACAUCAAGAGGUCAACUGAUUACUGGUCGGAUGCUCCUUCUGCCAUCUUCAGCACAAUGAAAGAAUCCAUUUUACUAGGAAGGCAUCGUAGGGAGUUGGAUGAAAUGGAAGUUAGGGGGUCAAUCGUAUACUUGGAAAUAGACAACCGCCAGUGUUACAAAUCCUCCUCUCAGUGCUUCAACAGUGCUACAGAUGUUGCCGCAUUCCUUGGGGCUUUGGCCUCCCUUGGGAGUCUGGACACCCUUUCCUAUAAGAUUGAGGCAGUGAAAAGUGAGAACAUGGAGACCCCCAAGCCCUCUACUCUCUAUCCCAUGUUAUCCAUGUUGGUCAUUCCGUUAUUAAUCAUCUUCGUCUUCAUGAUGGUCAUCGUUAAUAAGAAGCGUCGCCGUGAACACGGACAGCUUUGGUUCCCCGACGGCUUUAUUCCAAAAGAACCCAGCAAAAAGAAACGGCGAGAGCCCCUUGGGGAGGAUUCUGUUGGCUUAAAGCCCAUUAAGAAUAUGACAGAUGGCUCUUUUAUGGACGAUAAUCAGAAUGAAUGGGGAGAUGAGGAGACCCUGGAAAACAAGAGGUUCAGGUUUGAAGAGCAAGUGAUUCUCCCAGAACUUGUUGACGACAAAACUGACCCCCGACAGUGGACACGGCAGCACCUUGACGCCGCUGAUCUGCGCAUUUCAUCCAUGGCCCCAACGCCGCCGCAGGGAGAGCUUGAGGCCGACUGUAUGGAUGUCAAUGUCCGUGGCCCUGAUGGCUUCACCCCACUUAUGAUUGCCUCCUGUAGCGGAGGUGGAUUAGAGACUGGAAACAGCGAAGAGGAAGAGGAUGCUUCAGCUAAUAUGAUUUCCGACUUCAUUGGGCAGGGUGCCCAACUGCAUAACCAAACCGACCGCACUGGCGAGACAGCACUUCAUCUGGCCGCAAGAUACGCACGUGCUGAUGCAGCCAAGCGCCUGUUGGAAUCGAGUGCGGACGCCAACGUCCAGGAUAACAUGGGCAGGACUCCUCUCCAUGCAGCAGUGGCGGCUGAUGCUCAGGGCGUAUUCCAGAUUCUCAUUCGGAACCGAGCGACAGACUUAGACGCCCGCAUGUUUGAUGGCACUACCCCUCUGAUCCUGGCCGCUCGGCUGGCCGUGGAAGGGAUGGUGGAGGAGCUUAUCAAUGCUCAUGCAGAUGUCAACGCUGUUGAUGAAUUUGGAAAAUCUGCUUUGCAUUGGGCAGCGGCUGUGAAUAACGUUGAUGCUGCAGCUGUGCUUCUCAAGAAUAGUGCAAAUAAGGACAUGCAAAACAACAAGGAAGAGACAUCCCUGUUCUUGGCCGCAAGAGAAGGCAGCUACGAAACUGCCAAAGUCCUUUUGGAUCACUACGCCAACCGUGACAUCACAGACCACAUGGAUCGGCUGCCUCGUGACAUCGCCCAAGAACGCAUGCACCACGACAUUGUUCACCUGCUGGAUGAAUAUAACCUUGUGAAGAGCCCAACGCUGCACAAUGGUCCGUUGGGAGCAACGACAUUAUCACCUCCCAUCUGCUCCCCUAAUGGUUACAUGGGGAACAUGAAGCCUUCUGUUCAGAGCAAGAAAGCCCGCAAGCCCAGUAUCAAAGGUAAUGGCUGCAAAGAGGCCAAAGAGCUGAAAGCCAGAAGGAAAAAAUCUCAAGAUGGGAAAACAACUCUCUUGGAUUCUGGCAGUUCUGGAGUGUUGUCCCCAGUGGACUCCCUGGAGUCAACACAUGGAUACUUAUCAGAUGUGUCUUCUCCUCCGCUGAUGACCUCUCCGUUUCAGCAGUCUCCAUCCAUGCCUCUGAACCACUUGACAAGCAUGCCAGAGUCCCACCUUGGCAUGAAUCACAUAAACAUGGCCACCAAGCAGGAAAUGGCAGCAGGUUCCAACAGAAUGGCUUUUGAUGCCAUGGUGCCACGUCUGACCCAUCUCAAUGCCUCAAGCCCUAAUACCAUCAUGAGCAAUGGAUCCAUGCAUUUCACUGUGGGAGGAGCUCCGACUAUGAACAGCCAAUGUGACUGGUUAGCUAGGCUGCAGAAUGGGAUGGUCCAGAAUCAGUAUGACCCAAUCAGAAAUGGCAUCCAACAAGGCAAUGCUCAACAAGCUCAAGCUCUUCAGCAUGGCCUUAUGACCUCGCUCCAUAAUGGUCUGCCAGCAACAACUCUCUCCCAAAUGAUGACCUAUCAGGCCAUGCCCAACACAAGGCUAGCCAAUCAGCCACAUCUAAUGCAAGCCCAGCAAAUGCAACAGCAGCAAAACUUGCAGUUGCACCAGAGCAUGCAGCAACAACAUCACAAUUCCAGCACGACCUCUACUCACAUCAACUCACCAUUCUGCAGCAGUGACAUAAGCCAGACGGACCUGCAGCAAAUGUCAAGCAACAACAUUCAUUCAGUAAUGCCCCAGGACACUCAGAUAUUUGCCGCAUCUCUGCCUUCCAAUCUUACGCAGUCUAUGACAACUGCACAAUUUUUAACCCCCCCUUCCCAGCAUAGCUACUCCUCCCCAAUGGACAAUACACCAAGCCAUCAACUACAAGUACCAGACCACCCGUUCCUGACGCCUUCUCCUGAGUCACCUGACCAGUGGUCAAGCUCCUCCCCUCAUUCCAAUAUGUCUGACUGGUCAGAAGGAAUAUCAAGUCCUCCCACGAGUAUGCAGCCUCAGCGCACCCACAUACCUGAAGCUUUCAAGUAAAAAAAAAAAGUUUAAAAAAAUGUAAAAUAUUUUUAAAGACACUGAGAGAGACUUUAAGAGACUGAAGGAAAUUUUUAUAUGGUUUUUAUACUUAAAAUAACAGAACAUUUGAAUUUUCUAGUAUUUAUUUAUAUAUACGUUUGACCUAAAACACUGCCCUUUUAUUUAUAAGCUUUUUUUCAUUUUUAGGACAAAAUAUUUUAACUUCUUGCCUUGAAAGUUUUUCAGUUCUAAAUCUUAUGAAAUUGGUUCCUGCCUGGUAUUGAAAACGGCAAUGUAUUUAUUUUUUAUUUACCUGAAUAGUAUACAGGAACAAACCACUGGGGUGGGGGGGUUAUCGGGAUGUGUAUUUAGCAGAAAAAAGAUUUUCUAUAAAAUGAAAUCUUUCAGGUUUUCAUUUAUAGCACUAAAAAGAUUCCAGUAUUACUUUUAAAUUAAAUCAUGAAGAAGAUGCUCCGAAUACCUCUCGCUGUCAGGGAGGUGCCCAAUAGGUUUUUUUUUUUUUGGUUUUUUUUUUGGAAAACCUGAAACUCUUGGUAAGUACAGAAAGAAAGCAUAAAAUACAGGAGGGCACGCCUAGGUCUGAUGCAUUCUCAAUGGGAAUAAAAUCCUGAAAAGUGACUCAUUUUAAAAAAUUAUAUUUGUUAGAAAAAACAAACUGCCAUUUUGAAUCCCUUGUGUCGCAUGGGGUAUUGGUCAGAAAAUGCAUGCAAUUUUUGGUACAAGCCCGUGGCAUAUUUUCUACAGUUUUUUUUUUUUUUUUUUUUUUGUAAAUAUCUAUGGUGGAUUUUGUUUCAAAAAUCUAUUUGUAUAUCCUGAUUUAUAUUGCUUAUCCGAGUAGGAGUGCAGGCUGGAUGGAACCAUGCCGAAGACAAAUCGCAGAUUGGACAUUGUUUUUUAUUUUUUUGCCUACAGAGACUAUUUGCACAUGAACAACAACAAAAAAAAGAAGAUAUAUUUAAAUAUAAAAUUUUAUACAAACGAAAAAACAAAAAACAAAAACUGUCGAUUUGCCUCUAGUUCCACUUCUUCUGUGAUACGAUGCAGUUGGGCAGUUCAUUCCUUAUGCCGUACUGUACAAAGAUCUGUAGAAUUUAGUUGUUUUUCCUGAACAAAUAAAUAUGUAAUGUAUCGAGCAGAAAUGUAGUUUACAAAAAAAACUAUUUGUUGUUGUUGCUGUUAACACUUCUGUAAACAAAUUUUUUUUGGUUUGUUUAUUUGUUGUAAUAAAAUUGUACAAAAU
Molecule: messenger RNA, 9145 nt
Organism: Xenopus laevis (African clawed frog)
Lineage: Eukaryota; Metazoa; Chordata; Amphibia; Anura; Pipidae
Gene: notch1.S
Product: notch 1 receptor S homeolog
Biological process (GO): Notch signaling pathway; regulation of developmental process; regulation of transcription by RNA polymerase II
Cellular component (GO): cell surface; nucleus; membrane
Molecular function (GO): signaling receptor activity; calcium ion binding
Source: RefSeq, marked provisional